CAGAAGUAGGAUCUUCCGAGGAGCACGUGAACGCAGCAUAAAUACGCACAAAGCAAUUGCGCAGCUCCGAGUGCCUGUUGCGUCUGCUGCCUGUCGCUGGUCAAAGUUGUGAAAGAGUUUGCUGCUGAGAUGUCUACUGCUCUGAGUCUGCGCCUCCUCAACUCCUACUCAAGGCCAGGUGUAUUUGGGGUCAAUCCCGGCCUUGUGCGUCCAUUCAGUGUCAGUGUGCAGAGGGAGGCCUACAAAUAUGUAAAUGCCCAGGAGCUGCCGACCGAUCUGAGGUCCAUCACUGACAGGGCUGCCACAACUCUCCUGUGGACUGAGCUCUUUAGAGGUUUGGCGAUGACCAUGAGUUACCUGUUCCGCGAGCCUGCCACCAUCAACUACCCGUUUGAGAAGGGCCCUCUCUCCCCCCGCUUCCGUGGAGAGCAUGCCCUGCGCCGCUACCCCAAUGGAGAGGAGCGCUGCAUCGCCUGCAAGCUGUGUGAGGCCAUCUGCCCCGCCCAGGCCAUCACCAUCGAGGCUGAGACUCGCGCUGACGGCAGCAGGAGAACUACGCGCUAUGACAUUGAUAUGACCAAGUGCAUCUACUGCUUCUGCCAGGAAGCCUGCCCUGUUGAUGCCAUUGUGGAGGGUCCAAACUUUGAGUUCUCCACCGAGACCCACGAGGAGCUGCUGUACAACAAAGAGAAACUGCUCAACAACGGAGAUCGAUGGGAAGCUGAGAUUAGCAGCACAUACAGGCUGGACUACUUGUACAGAUAGACUGGCUGUUGGAUUGUAAACUGUCUGCCAAGACAACAUGUCCUAUUAGCACAUUAUAUAUGUGUGAUUCUACUAUGCAGCAAAGAGAUUCAUGUAGUUUUUACAGAUGUUCCAGUGAGUCUCAAAUGA
Myripristis murdjan (pinecone soldierfish) is the source of this 894-nucleotide messenger RNA. It is a transcript of the gene ndufs8b, whose product is annotated as NADH:ubiquinone oxidoreductase core subunit S8b. Gene Ontology annotation, biological process: mitochondrial respiratory chain complex I assembly; mitochondrial electron transport, NADH to ubiquinone. Lineage: Eukaryota; Metazoa; Chordata; Actinopteri; Holocentriformes; Holocentridae. Gene Ontology annotation, cellular component: membrane; respiratory chain complex I. Gene Ontology annotation, molecular function: NADH dehydrogenase activity; 4 iron, 4 sulfur cluster binding. The record is from RefSeq and is a predicted model, not a curated record.